AUGAAUCAAUGCUUGAACAAUGAAUUUCGAUGUCAUUUUGGUGGACAAUGUAUUCCAUUAGCAUUUGUUGGAGAUGGAAAGAUGAAUUCUGAUUAUCUUGAUGAUACAGACGAAUUAAAUUGGAAUGCAAUUUUCGAAGAUCUUAUUCAACGAUGUUCAACAAUUGGCACAGAGAAAACAUGUUCAGAUCCAUCAUUAUUUCACAGUUCAUCUUCAUUGAAAUGUAUUUCAAAAGAUCGACUCAUUGAUGGUUACAAUGAUUGUUAUUAUAAUGAAGAUGAAUUAUUUUCUGCUUGUCAAUUAAAUGGUUCAACUCGAUUUAUUUGUCCAUCAAAUCGAAAUCAAUGUUAUCGAUGA
Rotaria sordida is the source of this 357-nucleotide messenger RNA. The record is from the annotation of a GenBank genome assembly. Lineage: Eukaryota; Metazoa; Rotifera; Eurotatoria; Philodinida; Philodinidae.